Parastagonospora nodorum SN15 is the source of this 795-nucleotide messenger RNA. RefSeq lists its product as hypothetical. The record is from RefSeq and is a predicted model, not a curated record. The coding region runs from base 1 to 795 and encodes 264 amino acids. Lineage: Eukaryota; Fungi; Ascomycota; Dothideomycetes; Pleosporales; Phaeosphaeriaceae. The transcript is spliced from 3 exons.
AUGCCUACCGAACAAGAAAACGUUCAGUACCUGUACUUGGUACUGACCAACGGCAGCCACAUCCCGCAGAUCGACUGGGAUGCAGUUGCUGAAGCUCUGGACCUCAAGAAGGGCGCAGUCUCGAAGCGUUGGUCCCGCCUCAAGAAUUCCAUGGAUGCUGGAGAAGCUCCCGGCCCAUCUGUCUAUAAGUUCCUAUGGCUGUGCAUCAAGCACUCUACUCGCGACAAGGUCUUGAACUGGAGUGAGAUCGCUCAGCAGUGCGGUACCACGGUUGGCGCGGCUUCCAAGCGCUACUCGCGCAUGAAGCAAGCCUUCGACGCCGGCGAUGCUCCUCCAGGUAGUGCUCAAGGCACACCCGCUCCGAAGACCUCGGCCAGGGCUACACCUAAGAAGUGCAAGGUUCCGAAUACUACUAGUGACCUCACUCCGACUCCGAAGCGUAAGCGUGCUACCCCAAAGAAGAAGGCUGUCGAGGAAGACGACGAAGAGCAUACCGACAUCGAGUCUCAGCUCGAGCAUGACGAGGACGAGGAGAUGCAGACCCCAAAGAGGGCCAAGGUCACGAGCAAGAUGCGCACCAAGAAGGAGGCUAGCAUGUCCGUCUCCAAUUCUGAGGCCAAGACUUUCAUCAAGGGCGACGUUGAAGAUGCUUUCAAGGACGACGUGGAGGACGAAUCCAAAGACGCGGAAAGCUUCGUCGACGCCCAGGAGUGGGUCAACGACCUCGUGGCUGGCAGCACCAUCGGUGAUGACGAGGACCAUGACAGCCGUGAGCUCUCUCCUCGCUUCAUUUGA